Messenger RNA from Phymastichus coffea, 2399 nucleotides. Its product is annotated as protein cortex-like. Gene Ontology annotation, molecular function: ubiquitin ligase activator activity; protein binding; anaphase-promoting complex binding. Lineage: Eukaryota; Metazoa; Arthropoda; Insecta; Hymenoptera; Eulophidae. Gene Ontology annotation, biological process: positive regulation of anaphase-promoting complex-dependent catabolic process; anaphase-promoting complex-dependent catabolic process; positive regulation of ubiquitin protein ligase activity. Gene Ontology annotation, cellular component: anaphase-promoting complex. The transcript is spliced from 9 exons. The coding region runs from base 1 to 1812 and encodes 603 amino acids. The record is from RefSeq and is a predicted model, not a curated record.
AUGAAGAAACUAUUAAAAGUUAUGAAACAACACCGUUUGACGAAUAAAUUCUGUACCGCCGAAAAUCCACGUGUCGAAAGUCUACAAUCAGUCAUCGAGAAAGGCUUCAAUGAAGAAGCAAAAAAUCAGCGUAGUAUAGUAUUUUCCCGUCUGACGACCCAUGUAAGCCACUUAGUCGGAGACAACUCAUCGCUGAGCAUCACAAGUAGCAUAUUCGGCAAAACAACCGGCCUGUCCACGGGUCUAACAUCGUCGGAAUACGCAGGUAAAACGUCGAUCACCGCAGGCGGAGAUAAGCAGCAAAUUGGAUCGGAGCAUCAACGCGGACUGAGUGUUGGUGGACUAGUGUGGUGGCAAAACAUCCACGGCGAUGCAGCCGACAGAUUCAUACCGAAGCGACGCGGUGUCAAUCUUGACCUGUCGCGCUACCUUCAUGUGAAUGAUGAGGAUGACGAGAAGGAUGGUGUACAUCUCAACGUACUCAAAGACGCAAAGAGUGCAGUGAAUCGCUGGCGCAAAAAGUACAUGAGCAAUACGUUCCGCGCGCUCAACGUGUUCGGCGGACUGCUAAACAAACGCGUUCUCAAUAUCAGCGAGUCCAGCUCGUCGUCAUCGAUGAAUCCGAAGCUGCAGGAAUUCGGCGAGUCUCAAUGGGAGUGCCAUCCGCGACAGCAACCACUCAUGAACCUGAAAAACGAAAAGUCCAAGCGUUAUCGUGAUCAUGGUGCUCAGAUCUUCCGCUUCGUCUCGCCGAUAAGACUGAAGAAUCUCAUUGACUGGAACUCGAAGGGCGAGCUGGCGGCAGGUCUGGAGAAGACGCUGUGCAUCUGCGAGGUGGACUUCAAGACCGAGUACCAGAUCAACAAGAUCGACCACGACCACUAUCUUUGCUGUGUCAAGUGGAGCGACAACGGAAACUAUGUCGCAUCCUGCUGCUACGACGGCAGCGUACACUUGUACAUGAUACCCGAGAGGAAGAAGUACUGGCAUCGCCAUUGUGGCUGUCACACGCGUCAAAUCGAUUGCGAUGUCGAUCACAUCCUGUUCACCGACAAGGACACACGCAUCGUCACUUCGUGCACGCGCGGUCGCAUCAACAUCAUCAGCACCAUCACCGGUUUCGUGCGUGUCACGCGAGACUUCGCCACGACCAUACUGAAGAUCGACGUGUCACCGAAAGAGCAAUACCUCGCUAUGAGUACCGCCGAUCGACUUGUCAAGUUGUUUCGUUUUCCAUCUCUGGCUGUGAUGUUUGAGAUUCAGUUCUUCGCCAAUGUCGAGGCGUUUGCUUGGCAUCCGUGGUCAUCGGGUAUCCUCUGCAUCGGCGGAGGUCCAGGCGACGCUUCGCUCUCGCUGUGGAACGUCAACAGUCAGCGUCAGUUGGGUUAUCGAAUGGUCGAGCUUUGCGGUUCCAUUGACCACAUGAUGUUCAACAAACUGAGUGGCGAAUUGCUCGUUCACUGGUAUUACCUCGAGAACAACAAACUGAGAUCGUUGAUCGCCGUUCUAGCUAGUCUCGAUCAUAUCGUUGACGUGGUACCCGUGCAACCGGAACAUCGCAUGAGAAACAUCGUAUGGAGUCACGAUCACAUGAGAUUGGCGAUGCAGCAUCGUGACACGCUGGUCAUCUGGAACUUCUUCGGUGCGGAUUUCAAAAAAUGGACUGAGACAAAAAAAAAAAAGUACGCUGAGCAAGACUCGGCGAACAAGUUGAGAAACUAUAGCUUAGACUGCGUCUCCACUACUGGGCCUUACACGUCCGCUGAGAGUGCAAGACUCUCCAAAAGCUUUCAGUACUACACUAUACGUUAAUAGUUUUGUAUAUUUCACUUCACCCUUUAAUCGUUCUCGUUGAAAGAUCCACAACGUUUUAUCGUGACUUUUAAACCAAAGCUAUUCUUAAUUAUUACUGAUUGGGUAAUCUCGCAACCUCGAAUACCGAAUGACUAAGACUGCAGAAGAGCACUUGAUACAGGUUGAUAAGACAGUCGUGGUUUUAAUUAAUAGACGUUGAAAGCCACGAUCUGGGGAAACGUCAUGCUCUCUCACUCGAGUGAGACGCCACAGCGCGCGGGCGUGCAGAAAGGCGAAAUGAGCGAAUAACAAGGAGACGCAUGGUCGUCGGUCGUCGCGUCCGGCGAGGCAGUCGCAUAUAUGCUAUCUCCGGGCAUUUAUCAUCGACGGCGACUAAGCGAGCGCGCGUAUGCAAAACACGUGUGCCGCCGACGAGCAAUCGCCUACGAAUCGUGGUCAAUUGUUUCUUUAGCCUGAUUUUUACGUACCUGCUGCAUUUAUGUUCUUUUAGAUGCUUUUAACGGAACGGUGAUGGUCAUAAUGGUCGCGCGCGACCCACCGCAUCCGAUUACUUUUUAUACAAUAAAGGAGUCUUUUUCUUUUAA